Dentiscutata erythropus is the source of this 648-nucleotide messenger RNA. The record is from the annotation of a GenBank genome assembly. NCBI's taxonomy places the organism in Eukaryota, Fungi, Glomeromycota, Glomeromycetes, Diversisporales, Gigasporaceae.
AUGUCUUCUCAAAUCUCUGCAGAUAACAUCAAACUAAGUUAUCUUAUUUUAUAUAAUGUUGUUUCUUGUGCUGGCUGGUUUUACGUUCUUGUAUUGAUUUUAUCUGAGUUGGUUCAAAAUGGUGAUUUUGCAACUGUCUAUGAUCGAGUUGGUUGGAUUUUGAUGAUUGUACAGACUGGUGCCCUCUUAGAGUUAGUUCAUGUUAUAUUUGGUUUCGUAAGAUCACCACUCAUAACCACUGCGUUUCAAGUUGCAUCUCGUUUAUUUCUAGUUUGGGGCGUAGUUGAUAUAUUUCCAGAGGUUCAACCUCAUUGGGCGUUCACAACCAUGACAAUUGCAUGGUCAAUCACGGAAUGUGUAAGAUAUUCUUAUUACGCAUUUAACCUUGCUGGAUUUCACGUUUAUUCCCUUUUAUGGUGUCGAUAUACAUUUUUCUUUAUUUUAUAUCCUCUUGGAGCAGGAAGUGAAUCAAUAUUAGUUUAUCAAUCACUUCCAUAUUCUAAACAAUUGAGCGAAAUUUAUUAUUGGCUUCAAGUUGUAAUAUUAUUUGUAUAUGUACCAGGGUUCUACACGUUGUACACUCAUAUGAUUGGACAACGUAAAAGAUAUCUUGGUAAAGGCAAAGAUAAAGCACAAAAAGCUGAUUAG